UGGGCGCCUGCGGCUCGUGUUGCCCGGCGGGGCGCGGGGCUCCAGGCCGGGGCGGCGGCGCCCGCUCUCGGCGGCGCCAUGGGGAAGCGGGAUAACCGAGUGGCUUAUAUGAAUCCCAUAGCUAUGGCCAGAGCACGAGGUCCUGCCCAAAAUUCAGGACCAACAAUACAAGACUACUUGAACAGGCCAAGACCAACGUGGGAAGAAGUAAAAGAACAACUAGAAAAGAAAAAGAAAGGAUCCAGGGCUUUGGCUGAGUUUGAAGAAAAGAUGAAUGAGAAUUGGAGGAAAGAGCUAGAAAAACAUAGGGAGAAGUUACUGGGUGGAAGUGAGAGUUCCUCGAAAAAGAAAGAGAAAAAGAAAAAGGAAAAGAAGAAAUCUAAUAGGCUGUCUUCAUCUUCUUCUUCUUCAUCAAGCUCUGAUUCUUCCAGCAGUGCAUCUGAUUCUGAAGAUGAGGAUAAAAAGCAAGGGAAGAGAAGAAGGAAAAAGAAGUAUCGCUCUUCACGGAAGUCUUCAGCAAGCUCAACUUCUGAGUCUGAAACAGAUAGCAAGGACAGCAUUAAAAAGAAAAAAUCAAAGGAAGACCAUGAAAAAGAGAAGGAUGGCAAAAAUCAUCAUAGAAAAAGAAAGAAAGCUGAUCGUUGUGAUGGACCUUUAUCGUCAGAAUCCUUAUCAGAAUCAGAUCAAACAGAGCAGGUGCAAGUGAAAAAGAAGAAAAACAAUGAGGAAAAAGAGAAAGCAACAGAUAAAACAAAAAAGAGAAAGAAGCAUAAGAAACAUGGUAAAAAGAAGAAAAAGAAGAUUGCUGGUUCAAAUUCAGAUUCGGAAUAAUUUUUAAAAAGCAAGACUAUCUUUUCAACAAAAGUGCAAUGACUAAAGGAAACUUAAACUGUGAAAUGAUGGCAAACUUUACCAAAUUGCAUGAGUUUUCCUGUGUUUUAGAAAAUAUUCCUAAUAUUUCAGAAGCCAGCCAGAUGCAGCUGUGCUGGGAAAGACCAUUGUUGUUGCCUGCUGCUUAAUAUAUAUGGGGUACAACUUUUAUAAAAUUCCAGUUACCAAUGUUAGGUAUUUGAAACAACAUAAAAUGGUAGUCCAACUAGGAUGUAAAAUAUUGGAAAAUAGGAGUCAGCUUUCUAGAUACUAAAAGUAGUGUUUUAAAAAGAAUUAGUAAUAGUCUUAAUUUGUAAAUCAGGACAAAUAAAAUCUCAAGUUCAUAAUUCAGGUUAAUAUAGUACAUAAACUAUUACAAGCUGAUGCCUGCUUUUGGCAUUUACAAAAUGGGAACUUGAUGACAUUUAAAAUGCUAUCUUUGUAGAAAUGUCUAGCAUCUGCCCCAUUACCAUCUUUAUGCUUGCGGGAAAGGGAAUGCUACCAUUUUGGCUAACUGAAUAGGGUGCCUUUGCCUUUGAUCCUUGCAAAUGUCUGCUAUUUUUAAUCCAUGCAGCAUCUCUGAUUCCAGGGAGGUCACAUCUAUUGUCAGCAGGCUUUUUCUGACUAAGCGGUUCUGGGCCUCUAAGCAUGUGCUUCUGCAUUAAGCAAAAGCAAUGACAUUUUGCAGCAUAACUGACGUUCAAAAACUAAAGAUUUUACCUCUGCUUCUUUGAAAUAGAUCUGUUAGUAAGUACAUGUAUUUCAUUUAAUGUUAUUUUGGUUUAAUUGAAUGCUUCUGGCAAACACUGGUUGCUUUAUUUCUUUGCUUUAUCUUUAGAAUUGUUUUGCAUGUUUUGUACCAUUUUUAAAUUAACAAAAUACAGGUAAUCAUUCGUUGUAACCAGUUUUAUGAAUUAUGUUCCACAUGCAGAAUUUCAUGUAUGUAUUUAGUUAUUCUUAAAGUUAAGUUCAUUGCUGUGUUUAAAUGCACACUUGCUGAAGAUAUUUAGCAUGUAAAAAGCGGGGUUUUGAUAUCUAACAGCUUCAUAUUGAAGCUGAUUUUACUCUUAAGCAAGUUCAGUGGCAGACUUGUUACGUGAUGUGUCUUGUUAUAUAAAAAUACUGCCAGAAUCUCAUUAAAGAUACUGUUUAAACAGUUUGUAUUUAUAUUUUUGUACUUAAGGGCUACAGAAUGUUUACCUAAAUCAUAAAGCUAUUUUACUUUAAAUAAGUUCUUUUAGAAAUUAAAAAAAAAAGCUUUUAAAUUGAAUGUGCACACACAAAAGCACAAGCAACCAUUGGAUUUUAUUUUUUACAUGAAAUUAUCCUUAUGUCUUCCAUUGAAGUACUCAUUGCUAGGCCUCCUAUGUUAGCCAUUAACUCUUGUGUUCAGAGUGCUAAACAACAGAUUGUGCUAAUGAUCCUCCUGUUUCAUUGCACUUCUAACUUGCCUUUGUUGCAUAUGGAUGUUUCAAGUAUGUUAUUUCCAAGAAUUUCAAGACCUUGGUUAACUGAUUAUUAGUCUGCAAACCGCAAUGAAAAACUGGGUGAAAAAGACAAUAUUGCCAUUCUGCAGUGAAACUGACUUUUCAAGUAAAUUCUUAGAAAAAUACAAACAUUAACUUGCAGCAAUGACUUUCUGUCCCUUCAAAACUAUUUUGAGCAAAUAUUUUAUACAGUUGGGCUUGAUGUUACUGAUUUUGAAGAUUGUCGCAUCAUUGAGGUUAAAAUAAAGGCAAAAUGCGGUGAACAGUA
Rhea pennata is the source of this 2625-nucleotide messenger RNA. It is a transcript of the gene FAM133B, whose product is annotated as family with sequence similarity 133 member B. The record is from RefSeq and is a predicted model, not a curated record. The transcript is spliced from 11 exons. Bases 79 to 831 code for a protein of 250 amino acids. Lineage: Eukaryota; Metazoa; Chordata; Aves; Rheiformes; Rheidae.